CUUUCUUGGAAAGGAACAGUUGCCUCGGUAUUCUGCAUAAUAAAUCCACUUUGCAUGCUACUAAUUUCCUUUCGACAUUGAUCGACACGUGUACAUACAAUUUCAUUUCACAAAUGCUUACUUACAUAUGCGCUUCCAACAAUCAGUAUAAUACUGUAAUUUCUUCUCGAGCUUAAAUGGAGCUUCGAUCUCUGCAAAUGGCGAAUCCAGUCCUUCAUUCCUCCAUUCCGGACCUUCCCCGCACGACUUCAGCUACAACACAGAUAUUUGGUGCCCAGUUGAGAUUCUUGGAAAUUGAACAGACCCAUAUCAGAUUAUCGAGUUCUUCCAGGAAUACUCUUGCUCUAAGGUUGAAAUCCCCGAGGGAACCUAUGGGCUUGACUCAGGAAAUUGUUGGUGAUGAACAGAAAAGCACUGUUUUAACUCAAAGCGCUUCUGAUCUCUUCACUAAGAUGAAGGAUCGGUUUUUGAGCUUCAAAAAGGAUAAGUACUUGGCCAAUAUAGAACACUUUAAGGAUCUUGCAAAUGCUCAAGAACCAAAGUUUAUGGUGAUUGCUUGUGCAGACUCUCGGGUUUGUCCCUCAGCUGUCCUGGGAUUUCAACCUGGAGAAGCAUUUGUAAUCCGCAACAUUGCAAAUCUGGUGCCUUCUUAUGAGAAUGGCCCUUCAGAAGUAAAUGCUGCUCUUGACUUUGCUGUUAACACCCUCUGUGUGGAAAAUAUACUGGUUGUUGGCCAUAGCUGCUGCGGGGGCAUUCGUGCCUUGAUGAGUAUGGAAGAUGAGACGAAUUCAAGUUUUCUCCAUAAUUGGGUAGUUAUUGGGAAGAACGCGAGGUCUAACACAAAGGCCAUUGCCUCCAAACUGAGCUUUGAUGAGCAGUGCAGGCACUGCGAGAAGGAGUCACUCCACCACUCGUUGUUGAACUUGCUUACAUACCCGUGGAUUAAGAACAAGGUGGUUGAAGGUCAGCUUUUAAUUCAUGGUGGCUACUAUGAUUUUGUUGAUUGUACAUUUGAGAAAUGGAGUCUCGGGUAUACAAAAAGCAGCUCUAUGGUACACAACCAAUACUGUAUAAAAAACCGCGAAUUUUGGAGCUGACCUAACUCUCAGUUGCUCCAUUUAUCAUUGUUCGCUUUUAGAUAGAUUACAAGUUAGUAUAAAGCUCCUUGUGUCAACUUAGAUAUAGUAAUACACUUGCAUCAACUGUGAGCCAUAUCUGUACUAAUGAAAAUGAUUUGUUUCCUUCCAUCUCAGAAAUGUUUCUACUCUUCUGCAAAAUCUGCAGUUUUCCUAUUUAGUUCUUCAAGGGGAAAAUGAUGUCUUAGUAUCCAUUCUCUUUCAACUCUUAACCUCAUGCACUUAUGAAAUAUAGGCUGCCGGGCAACCCCAACCAAGUUGGUCAGGUUGUUGGAUUGAUAACCACAAGGUUCCAAGUUCGACUUUCAGUCAGAGCGGCUUAUUGACCAUAUUGGUUUGAGCCAGUCAGCUAUGGACAACCUAAGACAGUUUAUCUCAUUGUGGUACCCUCGGGCAGAGGCUGUUGGCUUGAUAACCACAAGGUUACAAGUUCGGCUUCCAGUCAGUGCGGCCUAUUGACCAUCUUGGUUUGAGCCAGUUAAUUAUGGACAACCUAAGCUAGUUUAUCUCAUUGUGGUACACCUCGGACAAUGACUGAUGGUUUCCCUCGUCACUCAAAAUUGCCAUAAUAAUGUUUCCUUGCAGAUAUGUGCUGUUAGUGUGAGUAAUAAAGAGUUGGUCUGAAAUGGUGAUGGUAGGUUGUGUUUAGGUAACCAUUUGGAAGAACAGUCUGUCUGUCAUGGUAAAAAAGAAGAGCAAGACACCAGUAAAUUUCCAUCCAGGAAAAGUCUGCUUCAAAGACAAAAUUUUAUAUGUAUAGAGAGCUUGAACUAACUCUAUGAAUCUUCUAAUACUUGCCUUUUACUACAUCCCAUCUCCUAUAUAAACUCAUCAUGUUACAUGCCAAGAACAUAUUGACUUGAUCAAAGCAGAAACCGGUUUGCCUGGACAACAUCAAUCUGCACCCAGAAUGGCUCAUCACUUCAAUCCACCAUACCUGUUCUUGGUUUUCCUGGUCACUCUGUCAGCAACCAGCUCGACAGAGGCGCGGCGUUUUCUGGAGACAACAACCUUGCCUGAACUGCCAAUUCCUGAAAUUCCCACAGUACCAAACUAUGAACUUAAAGUGCCUGAAUUCCCAAAGCCAGAACAGCCACAGCUACCAACAGUCCCGGAGCACGAGCUGCCAGCAUUCCCAAGACCCGAAGGGCCUACAAUCCGAAAACCAGUGGUGCCAUUCAGACCAAGGCCUGAGUUCCCAACUCUGCAAAAGCCAGUGCCUCAACUCCCAGGAAACCCUUAGUUCCCUUGAAAGCUACUUUCUGCAGAAUUCCUGCGGUGCGCCAUAAUCCUUUCUAUCCCCAGUUUCAUUACUCAUCUUGCUUUUGUAUUUCAUAUUGUUAUAAUUUCCCAUUCCUAGUACAACCAUUCAUAAGUGAAAACACAACAUUCAAGUAAA
Messenger RNA from Ipomoea triloba (trilobed morning glory), 2535 nucleotides. Its product is annotated as beta carbonic anhydrase 5, chloroplastic. Gene Ontology annotation, molecular function: zinc ion binding; carbonate dehydratase activity. The record is from RefSeq and is a predicted model, not a curated record. The coding region runs from base 177 to 1097 and encodes 306 amino acids. The transcript is spliced from 9 exons. Gene Ontology annotation, biological process: carbon utilization. NCBI's taxonomy places the organism in Eukaryota, Viridiplantae, Streptophyta, Magnoliopsida, Solanales, Convolvulaceae.